CCUUUUACUAUAUAUUUGUAUAUAUGUAUAUAUGUAUAUAUAGCAAACCAUGUUUGAGCCAAUUAGACGGUGUCUAACAAUCCUUUCUUGUACAAAAUCUGUCCCCAUGGCCACUCUCGUAUCCGAUAACCUUGAUGAAGUUGAAAGAUCUAUAUCAGAUACAGCACCCUGUCAUUACAUACUAAAGAUACAGUCAUUUUCAUUACUUUCAAAGAAUGGCAUUGAAAAAUAUGAAUCUGGAGAGUUCCAAGCUGGUGGAUACAAAUGGAAACUCGUACUGUAUCCGAAUGGGAACAGAAGCAGAAAUGUGAAAGAACACCUUUCUCUAUACUUGGUUUUUGUUGAUGUUAGUUCUCUCUUUCGUCACGGUUUGGAGGUCCAUGCCGAUUUCCGGUUUUUCUUGCUUGAUCAGAGCAAGGACAACUACUUGGUAGUUCAUGAUGCCAAGGAAAAAAGCAGGCGCUUUCACAGAUUAAAACAUCAAUGGGGAUUUGAUCAAUUGAUCCCCAUUAGAUCGUUUAAUGAUAUUUCCAACGGAUACCUACUCGAUGACACUUGCGUAUUCGGAGCUGAAGUGUUCAUUACCAAGGAAACGAGCUCGGGAAGAGCAGAAUGCUUGUCAGUGAUGAAAGAUGCCAUCAGUUGCAAGCAUGUUUGGAAAAUUGAAAACUUUUCAAAAUUAGAAUCAGAAUACUUGGAAUCACAAGCAUUUUUUUCUGGAGAUCAGAAUUGGAAAAUACAGCUUUAUCCGAAAGGAAGACGACAUGGAUCAGGCACUCAUAUCUCCCUGUAUUUGGCUUUGGAAGAUCCAGUCACUCUCACGGCUGGUUCUAAAAUGUUUGUGGAAUUCACUUUGCGUGUCCUGGAUCAGAUGCAAAGCAGGCACAUCGCUGGAAAAGUUAGUCACUGGUUUAGUGAGUCAAGCCCGGAAAGUGGGUGGGCAAAAUUUGUUUCAUUGCCGUAUUUCCACCAUACCGGCGCUGGCUGCCUGGUCAAGGAUAUCUGCAUGGUGGAAGCAGAGGUGAUCGUCCACGCGGUUGCUAGUAUAUUGUAACUAUAACCAUUAUGUAAACAAAUUUGUAUUCGAACUUAUUACAGCAUGUUGUGUAACUUUUUUUGGUUGGAUUUGCUUAGAAUUUACAACAUGCCUUGUUACUGUGAUUGGUCCACCUGAAGCUUGUUAUAUUUACAUAUUGAGGAUUUGCUUA
Gossypium raimondii (Peruvian cotton) is the source of this 1208-nucleotide messenger RNA. Its product is annotated as MATH domain and coiled-coil domain-containing protein At3g58370. Lineage: Eukaryota; Viridiplantae; Streptophyta; Magnoliopsida; Malvales; Malvaceae. The transcript has 6 exons. Gene Ontology annotation, molecular function: protein binding. Bases 50 to 1054 code for a protein of 334 amino acids. The record is from RefSeq and is a predicted model, not a curated record.